AUGCCGGGACCCGAUUUAUUAUCGAGCCAAGGGCUUCGGCUUGAUGGUAGAAGACCUAACGAGCUUCGUCGUAUCAGAUGUAAAUUGGGGGUAUUCACUCAACCAGAUGGCAGCGCAUACUUGGAACAGGGAAAUACGAAAGUUCUAGCAGCUGUAUAUGGGCCCCAUCAGGCGUCUAAAUCAAAGAGCUCAUCGGAAGGUGUCGUUGUGAAUUGUCAAUAUAGUAUGGCUACAUUUUCGACUGGUGAGAGGAAAAAUCGUCCGCGCGGUGAUCGUAAAUCCCAGGAGAUGUCAAUGCAUCUAAGACAGGCGUUGACAGCCGCUAUCAAAACAGAAAUGUAUCCGCGGUCACAAAUAGACAUAUAUGUUGAAGUGUUACAGGCAGAUGGUGGUGCGUACUGCGCGAGUGUGAAUGCGUCCACACUAGCGUUAAUAGACGCGGGUAUACCUCUAAAAGCCUACGUGUGUUCGUGCUCAGCCUCUAUGGCGUAUAAAGACGGUGUGCCCGAGCCUUUGUUAGACGUGGGGCACGUAGAAGAAGCGGCUGGCGGUGUUACUUUGACGGUAGCGAGCUUACCUAGUACUGGUAGUAUAGCAUUACUGGAACUCUCUCAUAGAUUGCACAGCGAUUACUUCGAGACCGUUCUUAGUAGAGCGAUGCAAGGAUGUAGGGAUAUUGAAAUUAUCCUGGACAAAGCAGUGAGAGAGCACCUCGCUGAAGGAUGGACCAAGCAAGAUGUUAUCACUAUAUGA
Danaus chrysippus (African queen) is the source of this 753-nucleotide messenger RNA. The record is from the annotation of a GenBank genome assembly. NCBI's taxonomy places the organism in Eukaryota, Metazoa, Arthropoda, Insecta, Lepidoptera, Nymphalidae.